Messenger RNA from Penicillium alfredii, 1212 nucleotides. RefSeq names its product RNA-binding protein. Gene Ontology annotation, biological process: mRNA splice site recognition. Lineage: Eukaryota; Fungi; Ascomycota; Eurotiomycetes; Eurotiales; Aspergillaceae. The record is from RefSeq and is a predicted model, not a curated record. The coding region runs from base 1 to 1212 and encodes 403 amino acids. Gene Ontology annotation, cellular component: cytosol. Gene Ontology annotation, molecular function: mRNA binding. The transcript is spliced from 4 exons.
AUGUCGUUCCAAAACUUCGAUUCUUUUCCCAACCAGGACCCUGCGACUGGUGCUCCGGCUCCUGCCGAUGCCACCAUGACUGGACAGGCCGACCCGACCACCGCUUCCUUCCAGGGUUCUGCUGGUGAGCCUGCCGCUGCUCCCGUUCCCCAGCAGGGCGCCGAGGGCAAGACUACCCUCUGGAUGGGUGAGCUCGAGCCGUGGAUUGAUGAGAACUUCAUCCGCAACCUGUGGUUCCAGAUGGGUGAGCAGGUCAACGUCAAGAUGAUCCGCGACAAGUUCUCUGGGAGCAAUGCUGGCUACUGCUUCGUUGACUUUGCCUCCCCGGCCGCCGCUGCCAAGGCUCUCUCGCUCAACGGCACCCCCAUGCCUAACACCAACCGGGUCUUCAAGCUGAACUGGGCUACCGGCGGCGGCCUCGCGGAUCGCAGCCGUGACGACCGUGGCCCCGAGUACUCCAUCUUUGUUGGUGAUCUCGGCCCCGAGGUUAACGAAUACGUCCUCGUUUCUCUCUUCCAGAGCCGCUUCCCCUCGUGCAAGUCCGCCAAGAUCAUGACCGACCCCAUCAGCGGCAUGUCGCGUGGCUACGGCUUCGUCCGCUUCUCCGACGAGAACGACCAGCAGCGCGCUCUCACUGAGAUGCAGGGUGUUUACUGCGGCAACCGCCCGAUGCGCAUCUCCACUGCUACCCCCAAGAACAAGGGCCCUGGUGUUGGCGCUGGCGGUGGUAUGGGCAUGCCCGGUCCCGCUGGCAUGUAUCCCCCGAUGGGCGGCCCGCCCAUGGGCUUCUACGGUGCUCCUCAGCCCAUGAACCAGUUCACCGACCCCAACAACACCACCGUCUUCGUCGGUGGUCUUUCCGGCUACGUCACCGAGGAUGAGCUCCGUUCGUUCUUCCAGGGCUUCGGCGAGAUCACCUACGUCAAGAUUCCCCCCGGCAAGGGCUGCGGUUUCGUGCAGUUCGUCCAGCGCCACGCUGCUGAGAUGGCCAUCAACCAGAUGCAGGGCUACCCUAUUGGCAACUCGCGCGUGCGCCUGAGUUGGGGCCGUUCGCAGAACAACUCCGGCCCCGCCGGCAGCCCCUACCGUCCUGCGCCCCCGCCUCCCCCCAUGUACCCCUCCAUGGGCAUGCCCCCGGCCCACCAGUAUGGCGGGUUUGCCCCGAUGAAGGUUAGCAGCCACCCAGGCAGCCCGGUGCCGGAGCACCCUUGA